Microplitis demolitor is the source of this 954-nucleotide messenger RNA. RefSeq lists its product as uncharacterized. The record is from RefSeq and is a predicted model, not a curated record. Bases 1 to 954 code for a protein of 317 amino acids. The transcript has 6 exons. NCBI's taxonomy places the organism in Eukaryota, Metazoa, Arthropoda, Insecta, Hymenoptera, Braconidae.
AUGGCGAACCAUAAUGACCAUUUUAAAAAACCCGUCGAUUCUGCUAAAAAAGAAUUGAUGACAAUAAUUAAAAAAAUCGACGGUCUUAAAUUAACAACGCGGGCUGCUAAAUCCUGGAAUAUUUACAAACAAUUACGGGGUACUGUGACAAAGUUUCAUGUUAAACGUAAACACGUUGGAUUUAUUUUUCUUUUGUCGUGGGUUUCUUAUUAUUUUGUUAAAAAUUACAUCAACGGUAUUCAGUACAAAAAGUGUUUAAUUGAGCCACCGGAUUUAUUUCAAAAAAUUUUUCGUCCCGCGGAAGAUUGUUCCAUGUGUCAGAAUAUUCAACAGGUUGAAAAACUCGCAAAUAUUGAUCCUGAUUACUUCGAACAACGUUAUGCGUAUUCGGGAGAACCAGUGGUAAUAACGGACGCGACUGUAGAUUGGUCAGCAUCGAAAUUAUUUUCAUUUUCAUUUUUCAAAUCGCUGUAUCAUGGCCGCGAGGCCAAUUGCCAAUUUUUUCCAUACAAGACCGGAUUCAAAAGUCUCCAAGAUGUUUUCAAUAUGAGUGAAGAUAGAAUUUCAUUAAAACCUGGCUCCGAACCCUGGUACGUUGGUUGGAGUAACUGCGAUGAAAACAUCGGUUCGAUUUUACGGCAACACUACAGUAGACCUUAUUUCCUACCUACAACAGCAGAAAGUGAAAAAACAGAUUGGAUAUUUAUGGGAAGUCCCGGAUAUGGUGCGCCGAUGCACGUCGAUGACGUCGAUCAUCCCUCAUGGCAAGCGCAGUUAAAGGGAUCGAAACUCUGGAUUCUUGAGCCUCCCCGCGAAUGUUAUUACUCAUGUAAAAAAUUACAAGUCGUUGUUGAACCCGGAGAAAUAAUAAUACUGGAUACAAAUCGUUGGUAUCACCAAACAAAAAUAAUUUCCACAGACCUCAGUAUAACAAUAGGUGCCGAGUAUGAUUAA